AUGUGUUGCUUUCUUUCAAUUCAUUCUUUCAUUCAUCAUUUUUCCUUCUUUUUUCUUUCAAUUCAUUCUUUCAUUAAUAAUUUUUCCUUCUUUUUUCUUUCAAUUCAUUCUUUCAUUCAUCAUUUUUCCUACUUUUUUUCUUUCAAUUCAUUCUUUCAUUCAUCAUUUUUCCUUCUUUUUUUCUUUCAAUUCAUUCUUUCAUUCAUCAUUUUUCCUACUUUUCUUUCUUUCAAUUCAUUCUUUCAUUCAUCAUUUUUCCUUCUUUUUUCUUUCAAUUCAUUCAUCAUUUUUCCUACUUUUUUCUUUCAAUUCAUUCUUUCAUUCAUCAUUUUUCCUACUUUUUUUCUUUCAAUUCAUUCUUUCAUUCAUCAUUUUUCCUACUUUUCUUUCUUUCAAUUCAUUCUUUCAUUCAUCAUUUUUCCUACUUUUCUUUCUUUCAAUUCAUUCUUUCAUUCAUCAUUUUUCCUUCUUUUUUUCUUUCAAUUCAUUCAUCAUUUUUCCUACUUUUCUUUCUUUCAAUUCAUUCUUUCAUUCAUCAUUUUUCCCUACUUUUUUCUUUUUUCAUUCAUUCUUUCAUUCAUCAUUUUUCCUUUCUUUUUUUCUUUCAAUUCAUUCUUUCAUUCAUCAUUUUUCCUACUUUUCUUUCUUUCAAUUCAUUCUUUCAUUCAUCAUUUUUCCUUCUUUUUUUCUUUCAAUUCAUUCUUUCAUUCAUCUUUUUUCCUACUUUACUUUCUUUCAAUUCAUUCUUUCAUUCAUCAUUUUUCCUUCUUUUUUUCUUUCAAUUCAUUCUUUCAAUUCAUUCUUUUGUUUUUCAUUUUUUAUCUAUUUUUUCUUUCAAUUCAUUCAUUCUUUCACUCAUUAUUUCCUUCUUUUCUUUCUUUCAAUUCAUUCUUUCGUUCAUUAUUGGUUUUCUUCUUUUCUUUCCUUCUAUUCAAAAGAAGAAAAGAAAGAAAGAAAUCAUGA
Molecule: messenger RNA, 963 nt
Organism: Acanthosepion pharaonis
Lineage: Eukaryota; Metazoa; Mollusca; Cephalopoda; Sepiida; Sepiidae
Source: the annotation of a GenBank genome assembly